Messenger RNA from Arabis nemorensis, 609 nucleotides. The record is from the annotation of a GenBank genome assembly. NCBI's taxonomy places the organism in Eukaryota, Viridiplantae, Streptophyta, Magnoliopsida, Brassicales, Brassicaceae.
AUGGAGAUGCUGGUUCUUAGCUUUCGUCGCUUGGUCCUUGGAUCAUUCAGUCUCGAGAUAGGUCUAGAUUUGGGCUCUCGCCGGUGUUUGCUUUCCUUCUCGCCGUCAUCUUUAUGUCGGACCUUCGACGGUGGUGGACAGCAGUGGGACUUGGUCUAUGUGUCUUGUGCUCUAGCCUCCGUUUCUCUUAUGGUGGUGGUUGGGUUCCGUAUCUUCAAUCCAUCGGAUAGGGGUCUCGGUGCCGGAUAUGUUGUGAUACGUCAGAGCUUCAAAGGCACUUCCUCUGUUAUGAAGUUGUUAUGCUUUGGUUUGGAUGCUAAUUUCAAUUUGAUUAAGGCUUCGACCGAGACCUCGGUUUCGAGUUCUAGACAACCAAUGGGCCAUUUGAUCUCCGGUUUUAAAAUCAGUUCACUUAACCGAAGUUCUUUGGCAAGGUUUGGAUCAGGUCCUUACGCCCUUGUCUCACCCUAUCUCUAUAUGAAUGGGGCACAAGAAAUAGAUUGGGAUGAGGUAUGCUAUCACUCCUUCAAGACGAAUAAGGCCCUAGGUUUAUCUUCCUAUCAGCUCUCUUUGGAUCAGUCGUCUCUUGGUUAUCGUCUUUUUCAUUAG